Plectropomus leopardus (leopard coralgrouper) is the source of this 1568-nucleotide messenger RNA. It is a transcript of the gene pex14, whose product is annotated as peroxisomal biogenesis factor 14. Gene Ontology annotation, biological process: protein import into peroxisome matrix, docking. NCBI's taxonomy places the organism in Eukaryota, Metazoa, Chordata, Actinopteri, Perciformes, Serranidae. The record is from RefSeq and is a predicted model, not a curated record. Gene Ontology annotation, molecular function: signaling receptor binding. Gene Ontology annotation, cellular component: peroxisomal membrane; peroxisomal importomer complex.
AGCAGACAAGGAGGGAUAGGAAGAUGGCAUCCACCGACCAACCUGAUCGAGCAACACAGCCUGGCCUUGCACCUGGAGAUGUUGCGGCAACUCCCCCCAGAGAAACACUGAUAACCACUGCUGUGAAAUUUUUACAAAACCCAAAAGUGCGUCAGAGUCCCUUGGCCACCAGAAAAGCCUUCUUGAAGAAAAAAGGGCUGACGGAUGAGGAGGUAGAGUUGGCCAUCCAGCGCUCUGGGAGCACAGAAGAAAUCCUGCCUCUGAGCCCUGUCGGGCCCCCCCAUCCACUGCAUGCAACUCAGCUGGCUCCUGCACCACACAGUCCAGCAGGCUACAGAUGGAGAGACUAUGGUGCCCUCACCAUUGUUAUGGUGGGCAUCGCCUUUGGCUUUCAUCAGCUUUACAAAAAAUACAUCCUUCCCCUCAUUAUGGGCAGCCGAGAGGACAAGAAGCAUCUGCAGAGGAUGGAGAGCAACAUUGCGGCAAUGAGUGGCACGCUGACACAGACAGUCAGUCAGCUGCAGCAAACGCUGGUCUCUGUCCAGGAGCUCCUGAUCCAGCAGCAGCAGAGAAUCCAGGAGCUCUCUCAGGAACUGGCUGCAGCAGAGGUAUCGUCUUCAACCAACCGCGUCCUGGACAACCAAACAGUUGGAGAGCUGAAGGCUGAGAUCGUCUCUUUGAAGGGCUUACUGCUCAGCAGGCGGCAAUUCCCCUCCACUCCCAGUAUUCCCAAAAUCCCAUCAUGGCAGAUUCCCCUGAAGCCGCCAUCAGCACCGGGCUCGCCGCCAGUCAACCACACCAACAGCAGCAGCGACAUCUCCCCUGUGAGUAACGAGUCCACCAACUCGUCCCCCAUCAAAGAUGGACACCAUAGCUCCCAGGAUACACUGGGAGGGCCUGAUGGAGCGCAAAGCGUCAACGGAGAUGACGGCACAGUGGGACUCGGUGCAACGCUUCCCUUGGACCUGAAGGACCAGGUUCGCAUGGAGGUGCAGGGGGAGGAGGAGAAGAAGGAGGAAGAGGAGGAUGACGUGAGCCACGUAGAGGAGGAGGAGGAGGAGGAGGACGGUGUAAGCAUGCAGACAGAGGAUCGGCGAGGUGGGGAUGGACAGAUUAAUGAACAGGUGGACAAACUGAGGCGGCCCGAGGGUGCCAGCAAUGAGAGCGAGCUAACAAGAAGAGUCCAUGAGUGAGAAGAAAGGAUAUCAGCUCUGGUGCCACUUCCACCUCUGUCAUAUGGCCUUCAUAGGAACACAAAAAAGGUAGAGGCGCACUGCACAUUUCUGUGCAACACCCGUCCACACCUACAGAUUAUGUUUGGUUGUGUUUCUGUUUUAAGUGUCGAUUGAUUAGACAAAAACAAUGCAGUAUGGUGUAAACUAGAUUUUUUGAUCUGGUAGAGAUUAAUUUCUAUUGAUGAAUCAGGUUGGUUAAACAAAGUACAUAAUCAGGAGGUGUAACUUAAGCUUCUUAGCCACUGUAGAGCCAGUCCUCUCUGUAACCUGCUGAUUACUGUGUGAAUGUCAGCUAAACGUGUACAUAAGUGUAAUAAAUCUGGUUUAUCUCAA